AUGUCCUUCGCUCUGUCUGGCGCGGGUAACAAUGACAUCUUAGUCGCGGCUACCGCCCGGAGAGCUCGCGAGCUUCUCCUAUCUUGUCGAGAAACGCUAACGGAAGACCGAGACGUGCGCCGUAUGGCAGCUAAUCAACUCAGCAGAUUCGAUAUUUGGGCAUCGAAUAUCGGAGUGUUCUCCUCGAGACAUUGGUCCCUCGAUUACCAACUCCGCACGGCACCAGUUGCACAAGCCGCCAUUGAUGGCAACAUUGAGAUCCUAUGCAAACAUCUCCUGGGUGCUCUUGCCGGACGUGUCUCCUUCACCGACGACGAGCUCGUUGCUUUCGCCGAUACGGACUUACGGGACGUCUUUACCUUCGGUUCCAAGCUCCACGAAUCUUCCGCGUCAAUAAAAGACACUCGCGAUGUGCGCAUAUCUUCGCUGGAAUUGGCGGAGGCAACCAUCGAUAUGCUUCAUGAGCUGUCGCUCGCAAUUCGACAUGCAAGUAAUCGGCAUUCGCUGGUUCGGGUUCCAAAGCUUGUUGCCAAUGACCAAGGAUACUCUUGGGGCAAGACCCAUGAGGAGCUGCUCUCUAAGUCCGGCGUCACCGUUGAGCCGAUGAGGUUCGAAGUUACUGCAGCAUUUGGAGACUUCGUUCGCCGAGUGCUUCAGUCACGAUGGCUUAAUACAGACGUAGAUGUGGCUCUAGAUGACCACCAGAAGCGCUAUAGGGAAGCCAUGUUUCGACGCUGUAUCACUGUCAUCUCGGCACGCAGACGCCAAUUGACCUUCUUCCAAAGCCACCAGGCCAAAUUGGCGAGAACCGGGCCAGAAGAAAUCCUGAAAAAGCCGCAGCCUACAAUAAAUCCGAAUCCACAAGCGGCUCAGAAACCAAGCACCUUGCAGCAUAAUCUGUUAGCUCCAGCAGUCAGAAGCUCCGCGUCUGGUGAGCCUCGAAAGACCCUCACCAUUACUCCCAGCGAAACGACCCCUUCCGAGUUCAACAUUGCUUCAUUCUGUUCGCCGCCAUCUACGUCAGCACCACCAUCUACGGAGACUGGCUCUUCUGCCGGUGGCUUGGGAGCUACGGGCCCAUUUGAAGUUCCUCCAGCGCCAGAGCUAGCCAGCGAUGAGAAAGAGAAGAUGUGCCCUUACUGCUGUUUUGUUUACCCCGCGAAGACGUUCUCAGCCAAUAGAAGAUCUCGGCGGUGGAGAAAACAUUUGAUUGAGGAUCUCCAGUCGUAUAUCUGCCUGUUUGAGAAUUGCGACCAGGCAGGCAAGGCGUAUCGAACUUUCAAAGAGUGGCAGGCGCAUCUCAGUCAACGACAUGUACAACAAUGGGUGUGCCCUCUGAAGCACAAAGACCACGACAUUACGGAAAGCGAAGAUCUGGUCUACGACACAGCCGAGCGAUUCGAGGAGCACCUAGACCUCUCCCAUUCGGAACUAGAACCAUACAGGCUACACAGUGUCCUCCACGCGGCGAGUCAGCGAGCGAAGCUGCCACGAUGGUGCUUUGUUUGCCUGGCGGAGCAAAGCAGUGAUGUCGCACUUCAGCAGCACCUGGCAAAGCACCUAGAAACCGCCUUCAUCCUCGCGUUACCGGCUAGAGACGAUAUAAAAGACUCCGAUGCAGCCUCGAGCGGCCGACCCUCAGGCCGAACAGCCAGAAGUGACGGCGAACUCUCCGGCGAGGCGGGCCUUUCCGAUAUCAGGGACCCGUAUUCAGAUAAUGCCAAUGUAAAGGAAGAUGGAGAACUACAGUCUCUAAUGGCAAAGGAAUUCAACGCCUGUCUAGACGGAAUCGAGAUUGCUAGAGAGUUGCUGGAGAGUCCUUAUCAAUCUACCUGCAGAGGGGCGUUAGACGAAAGAGGAUGCAAGCGCGAGAGCAGUUGUUGA
Trematosphaeria pertusa is the source of this 1884-nucleotide messenger RNA. RefSeq lists its product as uncharacterized. The transcript has 2 exons. Bases 1 to 1884 code for a protein of 627 amino acids. Lineage: Eukaryota; Fungi; Ascomycota; Dothideomycetes; Pleosporales; Trematosphaeriaceae. The record is from RefSeq and is a predicted model, not a curated record.